Molecule: messenger RNA, 2135 nt
Organism: Petromyzon marinus (sea lamprey)
Lineage: Eukaryota; Metazoa; Chordata; Hyperoartia; Petromyzontiformes; Petromyzontidae
Gene: FAM221B
Product: family with sequence similarity 221 member B
Source: RefSeq, a predicted model, not a curated record
AUACAUAUUUGUCGGGGUCUUUUUAUUCCUUCGUUACCACCCGGUCACAGGAAAUGACAACAUUCAAGAUAUCCAUGCAACACUGACGUGUCCGCGUGCAGAAUAAUCCGUGUGCUGUGUUAGCGCGACACACCUGGGAUUUUUAUAACAGCUCCAGGGCUGUGUUAAGAUUUCCGUUCUCAGAGAGACUGUUAUCGUUACUCGGCAAUAUCGCCGAGUUGAUCUUCGUUGUUGCAAUGCGGCGCAGCAGUGUCGACCAGAAGCAGGACAGGCGGACAGACACAAUGAACGGCGACGCCCAUCAUUUGACCGGCGGAGAUGAUUGUUGUCGUGAGGCCACGGCCGUCGCCACCGCCACCACGACGACGGAGAAAAAAGGAGGAGUGACGCGGAGGGCAUGCACUGCAGGGCAGCCAAAGGAUCGGCCUCCUCCAGAGAGGACCACCAUCCCAGCAGGGGCGUCGGGAGCAACAAAGCCAUCGGCGGGGGAAGGAGCAGAGGUCAAAAUCGUGGAGGGAAAAGGCGCAGGAAGAGGGAGGGCAUGCCCUGCAGGGCAGCCAGAGGAAGGGCCUCCUCCAGGGAGGACCGCCGUUCCGGCAGGGACAUCGGGAGCAGCAACAGCGACAUCAGCGAGGGCAGGAGCCGUGGCUAAGAAAAAGCCGGAAGCAGUGAAGGUCGUAUCGCGAAGAGGCUACACUGGCAGAGCUGUGAUCCCUGCACAGAAAAAGGAAAUCGUGUCUGUCGCCAAGGCCAUGCAUCAGGAAAACUUUGCGACCAAAGUGAAAGAGCUCUUCGAUCCAGAGAGGGAAGCCACCCUGCAGGCUCUCAAGACAGGCGUGUACGUGGGCUGGCGCUGCCCAGACUUCACGUGGGACUGCAUCCGUGUGGGAGAAUCGUGCCACUGCUUCUGCGGGCACCUUCUCGUCGAUCACCACAGCUACACAGGUCAGAGUGUACACGUGCCAUGUGCCAAACCGGGAUGCGGGUGCCGUGCAUUUGCUUUCAUCCCCUCCCGGCCGGAGGAGGUGGGGGAGUUCUGGCUGCGAAAGCGUCCUGGCUUCGAGCCGGAGAGCUGGCGCGCCAAGUGUCGCUGCAAACAUAGCCACGACGCGCACCAUCCCAGAGGCAGCCUCUCUUGCAAGACCAAAGGUUGCAGCUGCCCGGGUUUUGAGUCGAGUUUUCUGUGCGCGGCGUGCGACCGUCGCUGGGAGCAGCACGAGACAUUCUUCGACACGGAGAAGAGCAGACGUGAGGCUGGCCUGCCCGUCGGCGAGGCGUACUUGCCGUUCGCGGAGAUCCCGAAGCUCAGAAACGCUGUGCUGACAGGCAGCGAGGAGGACGACACAGAAUACAAGGCCCUCAGGGAAGGGGGCCUUGCUGCGCUGCCCCCAGGCCAGCCAGCGGAAGACGGCGUGGCCAGUGACACGAAGGCGUCUGGCUUUCGGCCAGUGUAUGACUAACCGUGCUGCGAAAGUUUCCAUAAAACUACGUUGCCCGUUUAUUUCAAUGUCGUAUUCAUGAAACUCUUUAAAUGUACAAACCCAACCUUCUCACGCCUCAUGUCCACUGUGAACUACCAUAAUCUACAUAUAUACGACUGCUAUAAGAUUAUGCUAAGAACGCUGCGGUGGUGUUACGGUUAGCACACUUGACUUGUAAUUCAGAGGUCACCCAUUUAAUUCGAUCUCCCGGCGUGGCAUUUGAAACAACGGUGCAAAUUUAUUAAAUCCCCCCACCCCCCCCCCCCCACCUCUUUUCGCCCAGCAAUAUAAAUGUGUACGCCAUGCUUGAUCGUCAGGAUGAUAUGGUGGGGUACAGUGUGGGUACCCCCACCUUUUCCAGGAUGUCUGGCCAAAGUAUCCUCCAGUGGAGGCUCUUCACACAGCAGUGGAAUGAGCAAGAAAUUUUCGCCAGGCUGGAGCUUUACCGUUUUUAUGAAAUUACAUGAAAACAUUUCACACCUGGGGGAGGAGGGGGUGGUGAUUUUACUCCUAAAAUUACAGUAAACGUGAACCUUUGCUUUUCAUAAAUCCAGCAUAUAGAAGUUUAAGCAAUUGAUGUGUGUAUUUAUUCAUCUCAGUCAUGUGUGUACCAUACUGAGCAGAAAUAAAAAGAAUAAAUACAUAAAACAUGAA